CAUAAAACCGAAGAAGAAGAACAUACAGGAAACACCAGCCGGUUCAGGGUCAGCUGUGCAUGUUAGAUCCAGAAUGGAGGUGAUGGUUGACGUGUAGUAAUGAGCGAAUAACGUGUUCGAGGGACUCUAAUCAGAUGUCAUAAUUUUGAGACAGUGAUUCAUUCCAAAGUAUCACGACAUCAAGACACUCUCGCGGAAUAGGGGGUUUGAUCACAGUAAGAUCUGUAAACAUGUCCUUAAAACUGACCACUCAAGCGUACUGUAAGAUGCUGCUACAUGCUGCUAAAUACCCUCACUGCGCCGUUAACGGGCUGCUGGUGGCUGAGAAACACAAAAAGAAGGACAGCCCAAGAGACUCCGUGUUGUGCGUGGAUUGUGUACCUCUGUUCCAUGGGGCUUUGGCGUUAGCCCCCAUGCUGGAGGUGGCACUCACAUUGAUUGAUACAUGGUGCAAAGAGAACAAGUAUGUUAUUGCUGGCUAUUAUCAAGCAAAUGAGCGUAUAAAGGAAGCCAGACCAAACCAGGUGGCUGAGAAGGUCGCUGCCAGAAUCUCAGAAAACUUCAGUGAGGCUGCAAUGAUUAUGUUGGACAACAGCAGAUUCACAAUGGAGUGUUUUGUGCCUGUUCUCUUCAUCUAUGAUCAUCAUGAUAACAAGUGGAAGUGCAGAGAGCCAAGCACUGACUGCUUUGAGGAUUGGAUAGAGGCACAGAAGAUCACAGCAGCUCUUCUAGAAAGCAAAUCAUACGAGAGUCUCGUAGACUUUGACAACCAUCUGGAUGACUUACGAAAUGACUGGACCAACCCUGAGAUCAAUAAAUCUGUCUUACAUCUAUGCUGAAGCCAUUCAGAGAUCCUGUCCACCUAACCAAACCAUCAGUGCUUAAAUGGGAAGCAUAUCUGGCUAUGGCUGGAUAAUCAGUACUGUUAGUGACAUGCUCUCUCACUGAGAAGAAAGAUUUAAGAACGGAAAUGGAACAUUGUAAGUGCUGCAUCGUCAUGUUUGAAAACACUGAGGUGACUCCAGGAAGCCGAUGUCAAAUAGGUUUUAUACCCAUUUUCAUGCGAUAGUUUGUAUAAGACUCAACUGUACAAUUUUGAAUGCUAUCGGACUAGUUUUAUUUAACUUAACUAAUUGAUAAAUAUGAUGAUUUUCCCCCUUUUUUUGUAAGAAUCUUUAGUUUCAAUUACAGGUAUGGUUAUUUACUUUUCUUAACUACUUAAAUUGCUCAAAUGAAAAUAUCUUACUUCAGUUUAGAAAUUAAUAUUUUGAUUUAUAAAAAAGAGAUUGCUUUUAUGUUUGCAGCUGACCAAUAAUAAUUUGCUAGUGGUGGAAGAAUAAAUAUUUUUGGCUCAGAUUUUUCGGUAAAUAAAGGACUAGACUUUAGGUAUGAGGCCUUUAUGAUUGUAAAGUUUUAUAAAAAUGAAU
Molecule: messenger RNA, 1427 nt
Organism: Sinocyclocheilus anshuiensis
Lineage: Eukaryota; Metazoa; Chordata; Actinopteri; Cypriniformes; Cyprinidae
Gene: emc8
Product: ER membrane protein complex subunit 8
Exons: 5
Coding region: 231-839 (202 amino acids)
Cellular component (GO): EMC complex
Source: RefSeq, a predicted model, not a curated record